GGAAAGAACCUCGUUAAUCAAAGUGUCUGCCAAACUAAGUAUCUCUAGAUAGCGUCUUCAUCAUCAAUCUUAAAAAAUUGUUUGUGUUUUGUGAUGAAUGCCAAAGGUUGGUUAGGUGUGGUUUUACUUUUGUCCAUCGGUUUCUGUGCUUCCUCCCCGAUCGAUAGCAUAGUGUUCCAAGAACGUGAUCCGGAAGGUAUCGAAGAGUUGCUGGAAACGCUCAUUCAGCAAAGCAAUGAAACGACCCUGACAGAUCAUCAAGAAAAAAGGCAACAAGUCGAAACUGGAACACUGAUUUGUGAAAGUUUCCAUCUUCUUUCGGCAUCGGGUGAAGAGUAUGUGAUCUAUAGUGAAGUGAUUUAUGGUCCCAAUAAUUUUGAAACUGCAGAACACUUCAAUACAAACAGUGACGAUACCGCUAAGCUGCUUCUUUCACUAGUCGGUGGGGGAAAAGUCAAAAAUAUCACUAUCAAGAGACCGCAGAACAAUCAGUUGUAG
This is a messenger RNA of Uranotaenia lowii, 498 nucleotides long. RefSeq lists its product as uncharacterized. Bases 94 to 498 code for a protein of 134 amino acids. The transcript has 3 exons. NCBI's taxonomy places the organism in Eukaryota, Metazoa, Arthropoda, Insecta, Diptera, Culicidae. The record is from RefSeq and is a predicted model, not a curated record.